AUGCCGACGCAAUCCGCUUCCGAUUCCUAUUCUCCGUUGAAUAACCAGACGAACCAGCCGCCGGUCAAGGAACCUUCUGUCGACACCGAUCCUACCUUGGUUGGUGGAAGGAGGAGAAAAGUAAACACCGGCCUUGACGGCAAAAACGACACCACCAACGUCGAGCAACCGAGUUUGGAACGCAAGGCCAGCACCAGGUCAAAGAAGUCAACCAAAUCGAAGAACCGGCCUCCGAUUACUCCUUGGAGCCAAUUCAAGCAUGUGGUGUUCGGGUCGUGGGUUAACUUACUCCUCGUCAUGGUCCCUGCCGGUUUCGCGGUCAAUUAUGCCCACAUCAACGGUGUCGCAGUCUUCGUCAUCAACUUCAUCGCCAUUAUUCCAUUGGCUGGUAUGCUGGGUUACUCUACGGAAGAGCUUGCACUCCACGUCGGAGAAACGCUUGGUGGUUUGCUCAACGCUUCUUUUGGUAACGCUGUUGAAUUGAUUGUCGGUAUUCAGGCUCUCGUCAAGGGUGAGCUCACUAUUGUCAAGACAUCUCUGAUUGGCAGUAUGCUUUCCAACCUUCUCCUGGUCAUGGGCAUGUCCUUCUUCCUCGGUGGCAUCAACCGCCUCGAGCAGCACUUCAACAUUACGGUUGCACAGACCGCAGCCAGUCUUCUGGCUCUGGCUGUUGCUAGUUUGAUCAUCCCCACCGUUUUCCACAUGUGGGUUGAGGCAGACGUUCCGGACCUAGUCGAUACCGAUGCGCUGUCUCGCGGUACUUCGGUUAUUUUGCUCUUCGUCUACGCCUGCUAUCUUAUCUUCCAGCUCAAGACGCACGCCGUAAUGUACAACGAACCUAGUCAGAAGGGCGAGAAGAGGCCAUCCUCAAAACUGGAGCCAGGUGCCACCAACCUAGGCCUUGCUCGCAUUGGUGCCAACACUGCUGCUACUGCAGGUGGUCAAGUUAACCAGGCCAACCUUGUCCACAGAGGGGACCUGGAGGAAGAAGAAGACGAAGAAGAGAUCCCGGUCCUGACGGUCUGGGGUGCUCUCGUUUCUCUUGCGAUAUCCACUAUUUUGGUCGCGUUCUGCUCGGAGUUCAUGGUUGACAACAUCUCCGAGGUCGCUGGUGAAGGAAAGGGUCUCUCUCAAACCUUCCUUGGUCUUAUUCUGUUGCCGAUCGUCGGUAACGCGGCGGAACAUGCAACGGCUGUCACUGUUGCCAUGAAAGACAAGAUGGACCUCGCCAUCGGCGUUGCUGUCGGUUCGAGCAUGCAGAUUGCGCUGCUUGUCUUGCCUUUGGUUGUGAUCAUCGGUUGGAUCAUUGGCCAAGACGCAAUGAACCUGUCUUUUGAUGGGUUCCAAAUUGCAGUCCUGUUUGUGGCUGUCUUGUUGGUCAACUACCUGAUCGGAGACGGCAAGUCACAUUGGCUGGAGGGCAUGCUCCUCAUGACGACCUACACGAUCAUUGCCGUUGCUGCCUUUGUUUAUCCUGAUUAA
Messenger RNA from Aplosporella prunicola CBS 121167, 1482 nucleotides. RefSeq lists its product as uncharacterized. Gene Ontology annotation, molecular function: calcium:proton antiporter activity. Gene Ontology annotation, biological process: intracellular calcium ion homeostasis; calcium ion transmembrane transport. The transcript is spliced from 3 exons. The coding region runs from base 1 to 1482 and encodes 493 amino acids. Gene Ontology annotation, cellular component: fungal-type vacuole membrane. NCBI's taxonomy places the organism in Eukaryota, Fungi, Ascomycota, Dothideomycetes, Botryosphaeriales, Aplosporellaceae. The record is from RefSeq and is a predicted model, not a curated record.